Molecule: messenger RNA, 2294 nt
Organism: Saccostrea cuccullata (small rock oyster)
Lineage: Eukaryota; Metazoa; Mollusca; Bivalvia; Ostreida; Ostreidae
Product: protein hunchback-like
Exons: 3
Coding region: 97-1956 (619 amino acids)
Biological process (GO): regulation of transcription by RNA polymerase II
Molecular function (GO): RNA polymerase II transcription regulatory region sequence-specific DNA binding; DNA-binding transcription factor activity, RNA polymerase II-specific
Source: RefSeq, a predicted model, not a curated record
AUUAAAAUGGCGUUUUUAGAUAUUGAGGAAGAUUGUUGGAUGUUUUCUAUCACGUAAUAUUACAUCAAAUGACUCAAGAUUUAAUCCAAGUAGGUAAUGGCAGAAGAACCAGACAGUGGAAAAAUUGAUAGUCAUGAUGAUGUGAAAACUGAAGGCAGUCAGAAUGAAGACGACAGAGCAUCUGAAGAUGUCCCUCAAGAAAGUCAACAAAGUCGGGAUACCCCUAGCCUCAUUCUGGGAUCAAGGCUUGAGGAGCCCAGCAGUGACAGUGCAAUGGCUAGACUUCUUCUUGCCAGCUCCAUGGCUCAGCGAGACAUGGCAAUAAUUGACCGAGAGACACCCUCUAGUGCCCUAAACCUGUCUGUUCCAGAUCACGGCGGUAAACACAGACACUCCCCACAUCAAAACUCACUGGUGAGCAGAGAUGUUAGAAGUUUUGGAUCAUCCAAUCACAGUCAAUCACCACCCGUGUCUGAUGUGCAACAAAACUCUGAUGGUCUUGGUGUUGGACCGGGGAAUUCCCAGAUCGACAGCAUGCAGCCUGACAUGAUGGAUUAUGGGAAGGAUGCGACGUACCUGUUACCUGAUUCGUCACCGGAGUCUUCCCCUAUGGACCCAGUGAUGACCAAUGUUUAUAAAUGUAGACUUUGUAGCUUUUGUACCUCAACCUACACACAGCUGCAGUUACAUAUGCCAAAGCAUGGAGGUGUAAAGGCACUGAAAUGCCACCUCUGUGACUAUACCACCAAUGACAAGAGUAACUUCAGACGCCAUCGUAGACUCCAUGUUGGAAACAAUCCCGUCAAUGUUCUCAAGUGUGGGAAGUGCUCAUUCUCAACCAUACUGCCUCGAAAAUUUCGAGAACACUUUGUGCAGGUGCACAAUGAACACCUUGGUCCAAAUCUUCCAUACUCUCUACCCACACAUAGCACCUACCCACCAGCCAAUUACCCAGACACACAAUACGGAAUCAACCAACCCGACCUCGGAGGUCAGAACCUACGGCACACAACAGGAAGUGGGAACUUCUCGGCAUCAAAUGCCCUCCAUUCUCUGCUUACAGGAAUCCAUCAUCAGGUUCCCACAGUGAACUUUCAACACCAAACAUAUACUGCUCAAACACAGGGACUUCAGACACAGUUUGGAAGCUAUGUGGCACCUAUGAGGCAACAGGCCAAUGAGGAGAAUCACCUGGCCUCUAAUUACCUACGCUCAAUAGUUUCAUCUAUUAUGAAUACUCACCCAACUCAGAGAGUACCCCCCAGCAGCACUAUUACAUCCUCUGGGUACUAUCUUAGCCCCUCAGGACGAGACCAUCCUCAUGUCAGUGUUGCCCAACCCACUUUAGUGUCGGAUGGCAGGGGCCACCCAGUUAAAAUUAAAGUGGAACCACCCGAGCGUGAAGACACCCCAGAUGUUUCCAGUUCAGUGAUACCAAAUCGCCAGCAGGGUUUCCCCGACAGUCUAGGAAGUCUAUCAUCAUAUCAUCUGCAGCAUCAGAAGAACUUUAUGGGAUUAGAUAGUAAUGAGGCUUCUACUUCUAUCAGGGCAAAUUCAGCAGAAUCAACAAGUUCAUCUCAGGCUGAAGGGCGGUCUAACAGUGUCAACACCACGGUGAAAAUUGAAAUUCAAAACAGAGGAAUUCAGUGCAAUCUUCCACACAUUAAGACAGAGGCUUGCUUUGACACUUUUGUUUCUGUAACAGACCAAGGUGUGCAGUGUGAACUAGGGCACCUGCCACAACAUCAAAGGUCAUCAACCAAUGACACAGGGUCAAGUUUGCAGUCAGCCAAUCGCUGUCACCAUUGCGGCAUAUCAUUUGAAGAUGAAGUUCUGUAUUACAUUCAUGUAGGCUGCCACAGCCACACUGACCCAUUCGUGUGUAAUGUCUGUGGCAAACAGUGUGGUAACAAAUAUGGUUUCUAUUCUCAUAUUAUGAGAGGACAUCAGUGCUGAAAAAGUUUUUCACAAAUGUUUAACUUUGAAUUUUUCUAGGACACUAAGGACAAGAAUUAGUAAUUAUUAUCAAAACAUAUUGAACAACAAAGUAAUUAUAUUGGAAGCAUUUUGCACUUCAAUUUGUUGUAUUGUGAAUGUACAAAUGUUUUGUUCAGUUCAUUAUUUUUUUUACUCAAGUUUUUGAUCUCAGUGCACAAAUUUUCACAAGAGUAGCUUCCCUUUUGUUUCACUUUAUGUAAUAAAGAUCUCUAGAUUUAUUUUAUAACUUAUCAUUGCCAUGUACUGAUACUGAACAAAACUUUAUUUACUAAUUAUGCAAUAUUUCUUAAUUUUUU